This is a messenger RNA of Limanda limanda (common dab), 2932 nucleotides long. RefSeq names its product RAD17 checkpoint clamp loader component (gene rad17). Gene Ontology annotation, biological process: DNA damage checkpoint signaling; DNA repair; mitotic DNA replication checkpoint signaling. The record is from RefSeq and is a predicted model, not a curated record. The coding region runs from base 286 to 2208 and encodes 640 amino acids. The transcript is spliced from 17 exons. Lineage: Eukaryota; Metazoa; Chordata; Actinopteri; Pleuronectiformes; Pleuronectidae. Gene Ontology annotation, molecular function: ATP hydrolysis activity; chromatin binding.
UGAAAAGGUAAACUCAGCUUCACAGCUGCACUCAAGCUUACUAACGGCAGUCUCUCUAUACAAACGAUAGAACACCCGAACAAGGAUUUUAAGUGACGAAAACCCCGAAGUCCUCUUCUGACACAGCAAGUGGUCAAGUAAGGAGAGCGAGGACACUUGACACACACAGCAGCCUGUGGUCCUUCUGUCCACUGAGCAGUGUGUCCUGUCUCUUCACAACCAACAGCUUCAGCAGCAGCAGCCCUUCACACCAGGGCUUCCCUGAACUGCUGCUCAGUGGGAAGGAUGAACAAGCUUUCUCUUGGAGAUAAAACAGCUUCUAGCAGAUUGAACCACUGGGUGGAUCCAUCUUUCAAUGAUCUGCCAGCAGAAAGCUUUUCUCUGCCUGGAAGGAGUAAGGUUUCAUGCUCUAAGGCUGAACCCAAGAGGGGGAGGAAGAGGAAAGGAGAGGACAGCAGGGGGGACCCUGCAACACCUUACCUGCGGAAAGAGCCAGGCCAAAGGGACCAAGAUGAACCCUGGGUGAACAGAUACAUGCCUUGUUCACAGGCUGAGCUAGCUGUCCACAAGAAGAAGAUUGAGGAAGUCGAGAACUGGAUUAGAGGCCACACAAACUCGUCAAAGGGUGGUAUCUUACUGCUUACGGGACCAUCAGGCUGUGGAAAGACUACAACAGUCCAGGUUUUGUCUCAGGAGCUGGGCUUCAGGAUUCAGGAAUGGAUCAACCCCACCAACCUGGAGCCAUACAGCAGCAGUCAGGAUGAAUGGAGGAUGAAUGGAUUCUCCUGCAGCACCCAGUUAGCCCAGUUUCAGGAGUUCCUCCUCAGAGCCAACAAGUACUGCUGUCUGCGAAUGACGGAUGAUGAUGGAGCUACAGAAAGAAAGCUCAUAAUGGUAGAGGAUUUACCAAACCAGUUCUACAGGCAGCCUGGCAGCCUGCACGAUAACCUAAGGCACUUUGUGAAGACCAGUCGAAGUCCCCUGGUGUUCAUAGUGUCAGACAGUCUGAGUGGAGACCGCAGCUCACGCUUUCUUUUUCCCAGAGAGAUCCAGGAGGAACUGGGCAUCAGCACCAUCAGUUUUAAUCCAGUUGCUCCAACCAUGAUGAUUAAAGUCCUGACCCGCAUUUCAACCCUGGAAGCAGGAAAGAGCUGUGGAAGAAUGAGUGUACCAGAAAAAGGUGUGUUGGAGAUGCUGUGUAUGGGAAGCUCAGGAGAUAUUCGCAGUGCAAUCAACAGCCUACAGUUUUUUUCCCUCCCAGACACAUCCUUGGAAAAGGAACUUUGGAGAAUGAAAAAGGACAGACCUGUGAUUUCAGUGGGCAAAGUUGUUUCCAGAACAAACCAGAGGAAGAACAAAUCCAAACAUACAAAAGAGCAGGAAGAGGAACAGGAACAGGCUAUUGGAGUAAAAGAUGCUUCUCUGUUCCUGUUCAGAGCCCUGGGAAAGAUCCUCCACUGCAAACGGGGGAAUCAUGAAGCAGCUGAAGGUGUCCCUGCACCUGCCCUAUCAUCUCACCUGGCACAUCACGACAGAAAAACAUUAUUAGUAGAGCCUGAGUUUGUUGUUGAACGUUCACACAUGUCUGGAGAGUUCUUCAACUUGUACCUCCACCAGAACUACCUGGACUUCUUUUCUCAGGUGGAGGAUGUGGCCCGAGCCAGCGAGUAUCUAUCUGAUGCUGACCUCCUCACUUCUGAUUGGACGAGCCGAAGCACCAUGGAGGAUUAUGGGUCUUCAGUGGCGACAAGAGGUCUUCUUCACUCCAACUCUCAACAAGUUUCUGUUGGAUUUAGACCACUUCACAAACCCAGCUGGCUGCUAGUCAGCAAGAAGCACCGGGAGAACAGCCUGGCUGCUCAGUCCCUGUUCAGGAGCUUCUGUCUGACACCAGUCAGCCUGCAGACAGAGCUGCUGCCAUACCUGGCCAAACUCACUAGUCCUAUGAGGAACCAAGCUCAGAUAGCCUUUAUUCAGGACGUGGGUCAGAUGUCACUGAGGAGCUUCUCCAUCAGAUUAAAACUGGAGGCUCUGACAGAUAAAGAGCCGGGCCAGCUGUUAACAGAUGCGGAGGAGGAGCAGGAGGUAAAAGAGGAAGGCCGGGCUGGAGCUGAGGAAGGUUUGCCAACCAGUCAGCCUCAACCUACCACAAAUCAAGUUCUUUUGGAGGAGGAGGGCUUGAUCAUCGAGGAAUAUGACAGUGACUGACACAAACAGCUCCACCGUACACCCACUGUCAUACUGUGAUACACUCUCCCUUUUUUGAUUGUCCAGUUUGUAUUGUUUGGAGUUUUGUUAAGUUAAUGUGUCUGGAGGAAGUUAGGGCCAUGUGAAAUAGUACAAUAAGUUUUGAGGUUAAUUUUGAUAUGUGAAAAAACUGAGUUACUCUUCAAAGGUUGCUAUACUUACAAUAUUUUGACUGUAGUUUAGCCUUUUUCCACAAUUGUAUGAUUGAUCCCAGUAAAGUCUGAAUUUAAGGGGAUUUUGUGGCUUGUCACAGGCUCAUAUUGAAAGCAUAGAUAUUAAGUAUCAAAAUGUUCCAAAGAGACCCUUAACAGUUAAUUUCCAGCUACUGAAAAUGUGUCAGUAUUUAUUAUUUCCAAGUCUGCGUUCAGCAUGUGUUGUUUUUGUACAUUGCAUCGUUUUGUUUUGAUGAUUGAUUGUUAAGCCUGGAGUAUUCUGUCCAGGCUCAUACCCUAGCUGAAACUAAAAUCCUUGUUUCACUCUUUCUUGAUGGUGGAAAAUAAGAAAUAUUACAAUAAUGCUUAUUGAGGGAUACAUUGUUUGAAUCUAAAUAAGCCUGGGAAUAAAAACAAUGUUUGAAAAGCGAUCCUAUAUCUUGAAAACAAUUUUUUUUAUACUCUCCUUUCACACACCCUCUCAUUCAAUAUUUACACAGCAGUUUCACAUGAAGCUCCUUUGAAUAAUCCCU